AUACAUUAGAUCAAAGCAUCUCAUCAAGAUGGCUGAGCAACAAACUGCGAAUCCGACUGAGGUUGAAAAAGGAAUAUCAAUUUUUUUGGACGUCUUUCGACGGGCUGACAAAAAUGAUGAUGGUUUCAUCUCAUGGGAGGAGUUUGUGUCUUACUGUGCUGAUGGAGUCAUGGGAAAAGAGGAGUUACAAGCCUUGUUUGAUGACAUUGACUCACACAACACCAAUAACAUUGACACGGAGGAACUGUGUACUUACUUUGCUCAACAUCUCGGAGAAUUUCGGGAAGUCUUCAGCCUUUUAGAGGACCUCAACAAGAAGACGACCAAUGUGCUCUACACGACCUCCAAGGUAUACAAGGAGUCGAACCGCAUUGACAAAUUCAUUACUCGUUUCAUCAUGCGAGAGAUAAUCUACCAGAUGUCUGCCCUACAACGUCCAAUGGAGGCGGCCUCGGAUAUACUAGACACUCAGGCACGGGAGGAGAGAGAUGACAUCAAACCCCUGGAGGUAGAAGACGUGAUCAAGAAACCUUCAGCCAGUGGCAUCGUGCCAGGUCGGGUUGUGCGACGGGCAAAGCGACAGGUCAGCGCCCCAGGCUCACUUGGAGAAGUCGUUGAAUGGAUUGAAGUGAAUUCAGGAACUGGCGUGAUGAAUUCCCAAGUAGACAGACUGUCAAAACUGAUAGACCGGCUGGAGAGAAAGGUGAAUUUUGACGGCUUCAGAGACGAGGAGGUGAUUCAUGGGGAGGAUGAUACGCUGCUGCUGGUCAACAGAGAAUUCACAGUGACCCAGGACAAGCUGGACGAGUUCCAGGCAAAUCUGAGGGCUUAUGUGGACGUGACACAGGGCUUCAGAGGAUGUCUCAAUGUAAGUGUACGUGACCUGAGAGACUCCAACACUUUCAGCUUGUACGAGAUUUGGACCUCGGAGGAGAAACAGGCUCAGAACUGUGAUAACGAAGCUUUUAAGACGCUCAUGGACCAAGCCUCGGAGCAGUCAAAGAACUCUAUGAAGAUUCCAGGAUCCUGGUGGAAGAGAGAGAUCUGAUCCCACUGCCUGCGAGAGGACAUUAAUGGAGAAACUCGCAUUUUUCACGCACAGGAGAGAAUAACCCAUCCGCCCAGUUUUGUUGUCAACGAGGCAGGAAGAGGAACAAACAUGUUGCUGAGGGAAAUAAACUUAUACAUUACGGAGGGAUAUAAACCUUUGUUUCCAAGGAAGAUAGACACACACUAUGUGGAGAGCAUAUCCUUCAUGUUAUCAUCUUGUUGUUUUACCUGUCUGUGGAUCCCACUUUUAGCACAAAGUGGAAAAGAGAAAAGUAAUGCAGAGACUGGAAAUAAAGUACAGGUUGUUACGUUUUCCCCACUUUGCUGCCCAGGGACCAACACAAUCUUCAAAUCUUAUACUCGUGACACUUUGACACAAAUGAUCAUAAACACUUUUGCUCAGUAUGUCGAAAAUGUUUCAACACAGCAAGUAUGAGACAUCUAUGUGCUGUACCUUCAAAAAUGUGUUUGGGAUAAAUUUUUCUUAAAGAUGCUGUGUUGCAGUCUCUGUUGUAGUCAAGGCUCGUCUCAUGUUGACACUUACUUUCUGCCAUCUUUAAUUCAACACUGGUCUCGUGACUCUGAUGUUCGUGUAAAAGUUUGUUUUCCUCAUAUGUGGCGUUUGCAGCUGACCACUGUUUCAGUAGACUGCUGUCUCAGUUGACCACUGUUUUUUUCACUUCCAGAGAGCAACCAAUGUUUUCACAUGGUUUUUGUUUUUUUCUACUUUCAUAUUUCACAUUGAACAUGGUCAUAUACAUGCACUCCUAGAAAUAAAGAAGUCAAGGGCCAGGCUGUUUUUUAAUUUUUUUAAUUUCAGGUUUACAAAAAUCAAUGUGACAAUAUUACUGAAACUUGAAAACAUUUGUACACAUACUGAACAGUACUAUUGGUGUGAACAUCUUGAGGUACACUUUGUUUACAUGGAAAUUUACUGAAGUUUGGGAAAAAGGGGAAUAGGUUAAAAAAAUUUCCUAUAAGUUAGUGCAAACGUACCUGUUGAAAGAUUUCUUGGGCUCCGUCUUCAAA
Messenger RNA from Aplysia californica (California sea hare), 2079 nucleotides. Its product is annotated as N-terminal EF-hand calcium-binding protein 1. Gene Ontology annotation, cellular component: cytoplasm. Bases 29 to 1048 code for a protein of 339 amino acids. Gene Ontology annotation, molecular function: calcium ion binding. NCBI's taxonomy places the organism in Eukaryota, Metazoa, Mollusca, Gastropoda, Aplysiida, Aplysiidae. The record is from RefSeq and is a predicted model, not a curated record. The transcript is spliced from 13 exons. Gene Ontology annotation, biological process: regulation of amyloid precursor protein biosynthetic process.